Messenger RNA from Phaeoacremonium minimum UCRPA7, 2580 nucleotides. RefSeq names its product putative vacuolar assembly sorting protein vps8 protein. Gene Ontology annotation, biological process: endosomal vesicle fusion; protein targeting to vacuole. The transcript has 3 exons. NCBI's taxonomy places the organism in Eukaryota, Fungi, Ascomycota, Sordariomycetes, Togniniales, Togniniaceae. The record is from RefSeq and is a predicted model, not a curated record. Gene Ontology annotation, cellular component: late endosome; HOPS complex. The coding region runs from base 1 to 2580 and encodes 859 amino acids.
AUGAUCAUAGGUCCUGGGACAAAGGGAUGCCUGGCAUGGUUUCCCGCUGUGAAACUGAAAGUCCCGGAUCCGAGCACGGGAAGUCAGACAUCAAAAGCCAAGCUGGUGUACUGUUGGUCUAACGUCCUCACGGUGCUGGACGUAGAGGAGAUUCCUAGUGACGACAAAGACAAAUCACCCAGUUUGAAGUUCAAAGCACGGAGCCGGUGGAAAUGCGAGGAAGCGAUUGCCGCUGUGCAGUGGUUAAGCCGAUCUGUGCUGACAGUCCUAACUGUCUCGCAAAGAUUGAUAGUCCUCGAGGACCGGACAAUGCGGAUGACCGAGGCCUUCGAUCUUAUAUACAAGCAUAUCUAUCACGUUGACUUGUUUUCUAAACAGCUCCACAGCCUAGUAGAGCAAUUGGAUGAGGAGGACACAUCAAUGCAUGGCGUGGUGGCUGAUGCAUUUUACAUGAGCUUCAAAGCUUACAAAGGUCGAAUAUUCCUCUUGGGCUUCAAUGACGUCUCCAUUGGCGCGUUAUCAAACUGGGCCGAUCGUCUGAUCGCGCUUAUGGAAAAUGGGGACUAUGUUGGCGCCAUACAGCUGGCGACUUCCUACUACACGGGAGACGCGGACAAACUUACAGUAGGCCUCCCUGAAGAUGCUGAGCUAAGACAUCAGAUGGUGCGAGAUAAACUCAUCGAGAUCAUGAGCGCAUCCUUGAAAUAUGCCUUUGGCCAACGACAAAAGAACAGAUCUACGGCUGAUGACACCCAUCUUCAAGAACUGGCCGAAACAUGUUUCGUUGCAUGCCAAAGUGUUGAUGAUAGCGAUUUCCUGUUUGAUGAAAUGUUCGAAUGGUAUGAAGACGCUGGAGUUGAAGGAAUAUUCUUGGAAACCUUAGAACCCUAUAUUCUCGAGAAAACGAUCACGGCCAUUCCACCGGGCGUUGUCAAAGCGAUGAUCACCCAUUUCGUCGGCAAAGGACUCGAAAGCCGACUUGAAGAAAUGAUUGUGCAUAUGGACACUGCCACCCUGGACCUGGACCAACUGACGCUUCUCUGCAAGCAACAUGGGCUCUACGACGCCUUGAUCUAUGUCUGGAACCAGGCCCUGAGAGAUUAUAUCACGCCACUUAUUGACUUGCUGGCGCUCUUGGUUCCGCUGAUGCAGAACGGGGAAUACCUCGGAUCUGCCAAUGUAAUGGAGGAGGAAAUAUACGGGGUGAAUGCCCUCAAAAUAUUUCCCUAUCUGUCGUACGUCUUGACUGGUCGAAUUUACCCUAUCGAUGAGAGGAUCGAAGACGAUGUUGCUAUGAAAGCAAAGGCUGAGAUAUAUUGGUUCCUCUUUUCGGGAAAGAGCAUUACAUGGCCGAAAGGGAGCAAAAUGCGCUUUCUCACUAGGCCAGACCAGUCUCAGGAACCAUCAUUCCCGUAUCUUCGGAUGAUCUUGAAGUUUGAUGCCCCAAGUUUCCUAAGUGCCCUCAAUGAAGCGUUCGAGGACUCUUUUCUGAACGAUUCUCCUGAUAAGCAAGUCAACGGUGGUGCAAGAGGAGAGUUACCAGAAGAACAGAUCUUCGGCCUUACUGUGGACAGACAGUACAUUGUGUCUAUACUGACGGAGAUCAUGAAUCCUGCAGACUUCGCAGCGGAGGACACCAUCUACUUAGACAUGUUCAUUGCUCGGAACAUGCCUAAAUACCCUCAAUAUUUGCUCAUUCCCGGCUCAUCUCUCACCAAGGUCCUCACAGGCCUCUGCAACUACCCCGGUCCAGACUUGGCUGAAGAUGCUCAACUUAGUGCGGAAUACUUGCUCUCGGUCUACCAUCCUCCAGACGUGUCGUCCCUGAUCCCGUUAUUCAAGACGGCAGGCUUUUAUCGGAUCCUGAAACGUAUAUAUAGGACCGAUCAGCAGUAUGGAAAACUCCUGCAAACGUAUUUUGAAGAUCCCGAUGAUCAGGAAGAAGUGUUCAACUGUAUCGCGGAAUGUCUCCGGUCGCAGGCUGGUCUCACAAAGCGUCAGAUCCACGACGUACACGAGGUUAUAAAGAAUAAUGCCAGGCAGCUCGUCGAGCUGGAACCUGGCACAGCUGCCGCAAAGCUUGGCGCUUAUGCACCAGAGCUCCAUUAUCACGCUUUGGAGUCUAUCGAAGAUGAGCCUGAGCUGCAGUAUUUAUACCUGAGGGCUAUACUAGAACCCGAUAGUGAGCAUGGUGAUGACCUGAAGCCAUCGACGGACAGAGACUUGAUCGAGCGGUAUGUCCAGCUCAUGUGCAGGUUCGACGCUUCGCACGUUUCCGACUAUGUUGGAAUUGUCCAAGCAACCAAUCUUCGCCUUGACAAGCUUCUUCCCACAAUGGAAGAAACUGGCGUUAUUGAUGCCGCAGUUGUCCUCAUGGCUCGUGAAGGACAAGUCCAAGAAGCUAUGGGCCGCCUGAUCAAGCAUCUCAGAACUCUUGAAUCUGCACUACAGGGGCUGAUGACCGGUGCGAAGACCGAGAAUGGAACGGCCGACGUACAAGACUCUGCUGAAGAUCUCCUGAAGGCCCUCCAGAAUGCAGAUCACGCGGCACAUAUCAUCGGCUCUGGAAGUGUCCCCUGA